AUGGGACUCGGGGCGAGUCAUUGCGCUAAAGUCUGGGCCCCAACAGAGGUGUCACUAACCACCAUGGUACUCGCCAUAAUAUUCAUGAUCGCCACUGUGCCGGGGAACCUGAUGGUCAUCUUAGCAGUCCUGUUCGACCCAAACAAAAACCUCCGGAGUCCCUUUACUCUCUUGGUUGCAAACCUUGCUGUGACAGAUCUUAUUGUGGGGGCCCUUGUGGAACCCCUGUCUGUCAACACACAUUACAGAGAAUCCCAGGGAAUGUCUAUCAGCAUGUCCUGGUUUUCCCAGUCCGUGUACUUUCUUUGUUGCACGGCCUCUUUACUAAGUCUUGCGGCGCUGACGGUUGAUCGCUAUCUCGCAAUCACCAAACCCCUGUGGUACCGAACCAACGCGAGUUACAAGCGAGUUGGUAUCGCCGCAUCUAUGGUGUGGAUCGUAUCUGGUUGUUUCACUUCUUUGUUCUUUUACGUUGGGUUCGUUGCAUACGCCUUUGUGUUUGCCAACAUCACCAUGUUCUGUACCAUCUUCAUUUUCAUUUUUUCGUAUGUGCGUAUUUUCCAGUACGCCAAAAAGCAGAUUGCCCAGAUCGACAGCCUCACCGAUGGCCAGUCAGAGCACAACAAAGCCCGUCAGCGAGCCAUUGAGAUGGAAAACAAACUCACAAAGACCUAUCUGAUCAUGCUGGGAGUCUUCCUGACUUGCUACAUCCCCUCUUGCAUCAUGAUCUAUCUCAUGAAUCUCUGCCAUGCUUGCAGUUGCUAUCUCAUUCACUGGCUGCGAGAUUUUCACUUUGUUUUCAUCACUAUCAAUUCUUUGAUCAACCCUUUUCUUUACGCAUUUCGCCUCCCAAACUUCAAGAGCGCUGUUAUGCGCAUGCUCUGUUGCUCUGGCCAAGUUGCUCCAGCACCCCGACCUGCCGUUCUUGCUAAUGGUCGUUACCACGCCACCUCCCAAAAUCAGGGCCACUCGAACCAGGGAUCACGAGGGAAGGAGAAUACCGUUCAAGCUUGGGAAUCUAAGAUGAAUGACGUCACUCACCAAACAACGCAAGAGAUGUCUACAGUGGCGUCCGCGUAAUUUGUUUAAGUUCAUCGUUAAAGACUUUGAAUUUCCACUACUCAUAUUCGUAUUAGAUAAACUGCUAACUGCUGUGAGCUUAACUAAACUAGAAUUGGUUCUGCCAUGUGAGCAAAUGAAAUGCUUAAGCGCAGCCAAAAGAUAACUGAGUUUAUGAUAUUACCCGUCCGGCCCAGUGCACAAUUUUGUUGGAAAAAACUUUAAGUCAAAUCUCAUACUCGCAUUCGUAGUCGUUCUCGUCUUCGAAUCUUAAGUUCUUUAUUACAGAAUACAGCAAAACUUCUAUUUGAUACUAUUAUUUAUCACUGAUGUAAGUUUCAUAUAAGGUCUUCGUUAGUUACGAGCUACUAAGAGCUUCACUGUUCAGAACGAUUUGGAAGCAAGAUUUAGUUGCUUACCGCAGUUUGCUCUCUUAGCUAGAGAUACUUCCUCCAUUCUGAGUAGCUCUGAGAAAAUUAAGUUGUAAAUACAUGUAUAUUAUGUGUACAGUGAAUGUGCCUGGUGUUUAAUUCUCUCGAAAAAAAAAAAAGAAGGGUAUUGAAAGGUACCCUGUGCUUGUAGUAAGAUAAUUUAAUAUGAAAAAAUGAUCGAUUGAGAAAAGAACUCACUUGUUAGUUAGGGGCUCUUUACAUGGAGGAAGGAAGAUCCUAGUACCAUGAAGAUCCUAGAAGGCGGAUCAACUGUACGUUGGGUUUACAUGCAGAAAUUUUGGUCCGUGUGGUACCCAAACAUAGAAUAUUUGAGAAGGAAUUAAAAAUGGCGGGCGACAAAAACAAACACACAAUUUGGACCGUUCUGCUCUCUUUACUGGCGUUAACAACUUCCUUUCAGUAGAAUUUUCAAAAUAAUCAGCUCGUGGUACUGGCGCCAAACGAAAUGGUCGGCCUUUAUUGCCAUGAUUAGCCACUGAACGACCCGCUGCUAUUUUUGUCUGUUUUUCCAUAGUACUAGGAUCUUCCUAGCGAAGGCAGUUUACAUGGUACUAGGAUCUUCCUAUUACUAGGAUCUUCCCACUUGUUAGCUAGGACAAUUCUAGUACUAGGAAGAUCCCAGCCCUAGGAACAAGUACAACCCUUUGUAUGUAAACCGAAUACAGAAAACAUAUGGCGCUAGGAUGAUCCACCUUCUAGGAUAUACCUGGUACUAGUAUCUUCCUCCCUUCAUGUAAACAGCCCCUUAGUUAUCGUGGAGUCUGUAUAGCCUUCCUGGCGUACCGUGUACAAGUAAAAGAAGUGCUACGACAGAAAGACUGAAGAACUGACAAUUUGACUGACAAUAGACGACUGUUUAACUGUGACAAUAGACGGAUCGAAACGCACCAAUUACUGAUUACGAGUCUUCAUAGCCAAUAACAUCACGGCUUAACUGACAGACGACCAAUAACAUCGCGACGUAAUUGACCAAUCAGAUCAAUAACCAGAGUACAAUACCAUCAACUGACGUGAUACAACUCACUUUGACUCUGAAGAUGACUACCGCACAGGUUGUCGAAACGUCAGUCAUUGUCCACAACAACAAUCCUAUUCAGGACUACGUUCACCCGGACGAUAAAACUCAACCUACUUUUGAAAUGACUCACCAACAUCGAUCUCAGAGUUCUUCUAUACAUAACCGCCAAAGAGAAAAAGUCAGAAAACGGCAAGAAGCGUGAAAUCUAGGGUCGAGAAUGCUUGAAGACAAACCAGAUCACUUGAAUUAACGUUCGUUUUCGUCCUGGGUUCAUUUUGUCAAAGUAAGGUUAACUUCAUUAGCGGCACAAGGACGUAACACUCUGCUUCCACCAGACUCCAAGCGACGCUACAACACUGACAACAACCAACAGCCGCAGCUUAGCUAAGAGUUCUAAUUAUUCGCAUGAUUGGUAUUGAACAUACCUUAAGGUGGCUCGACUGGAUUUUUUUAAGAGGAUACGUAACGUAAUGGCGUCAUUACGUUGCCAUGGCGACUCCGAUUGCAACAAAACCCAGAUCAUAAGAAAUUUUCAUCUUUAUAUAAUAGAGUUGUGCUAAUCUUUUUUCCAUAUCUUUACUCAUGGCGAUGCUCAAACUUGGGAGGUAUUAACCCCAACAAAUCCAGUCGAGCCACCUUAAAUCCUUUCCACACACCCUCAAGUAACCCCCCUCUCUAAUAAGCGCCCCGUUUUCAGGAGAAAAAAGUUUAUGAAGCCUCUUUCUCUUUUAAGCCCCUCUUACGUUCCCCCUUGUUCUUAAAAACAGACGCUAUUAAAAUUCACGACUGUCAACACAGGUGUCUUAUACCAUCUGGUGCAUCGACUGUUUUCCAAAUAAUUUAAAAUUACAAUCUUCUAUUUCAAGCAAUUUAUUACAUUAUGCAAAACAAGUUAUUAUAAAUAGCGACAGUUACAUACACACACGUACACAUGUUUCACCUACUUCUCUUUUCUUUUUAAAUUAAGCACUGGAACACAUGCUUCGCUAUCAUUUUUCUAGGUUUCAGCUUCUCGUUGGGGGGGGGGUAUAUUGAAAAAAUGAAUCUUUCAUUUAUUUGGUGACAUUUUGGAACACUGUAACACUUCGGGUGGACUAACCGUGUAUGAUUUACUUGCACGCUAAAAGCAGGGAUCUGCCUUUGAUCUUCGGCUGUAUGACUUCCCACUUCAUUUAAUUAAACUUUUCCACUUUCCCCUCUAGGUCUUUAUAAAACCAUCAUCUUUGCUAAUUAAUUAAGCCCCCUCCAGUCUCUAAUCAGCCAAAACCCCUCAAACAUGGUUAAAACAAGCUUUGAGUGGGGGAAGGAAGAGAAGAUUUAUCUUACCUAUGUAUAGAAUGCUGGUUUCCACUUAUUCUACAAGCUGUCAAUUUAUUUUCUUUUUAAAAAUUACUUCUAUAACUUCGUUCUUCGCAAUGGCCGUCCUUUAAAUGAAAAGUAGAAGGCGGACUGAAAGAUAACCUGCAUAACAAGCAACAAGACCGACAACAGUAAAAACAGCGAAAACACUCACAACAGUGACAACAGCGACAACAACGAUAACAGUGACAAAAGCGACAACAGUGACACUAGGAACAUCAGUGACAACAGUGACAACAGUGAAAAGAGUGACACCAGGAACAUCAGUGACAACGGUGAAAACAGCAACAACGGCGACAACAUUGAAAACAGCGACAACGGUGAACACAAUGACAACAGUGACAACGGUGACAAUGGUAACAACGGUGACAACAGUGACAACAGCAAAAAUGGUGACAACAGUGACAACGGUGACAAUCGUGAUAACGGUGACAACAAUGACAACGGUGACAAUGGUGACAACAGUGACAACCGUGACAACGGUGACAACAGUGACAACGAUGACAACAGUGACAACAGUGACAACAAUGACAACGGUGACAACAGUGACAACAGUGACAAUGGUGACAACGUUGACAACAGUGACAACCGUGACAACAGUCACAACAGUGACAAUGCUGACAACCGUCACAACGGUGACAACAAUGACAACAGUGACAACGGUGACAACAGUGAAAACGGUGACAACGGUGACAACGGUGACAACAGUGACAACCGUGAACACGGUGACAACAGUGACAACGGUGACAACAGUGACAACAGUGACAACAAUGACAAUGGUGACAACAUUGACAACAGUGACAAUGGUGACAACGUUGACAACAGUGACAACCGUGACAACAGUGACAACAGUGACAAUGCUGACAACCGUCACACCGGUGACAACAAUGACAACAGUGACAACGGUGCCAACGGUGACAAGGGUGACAACGGUGACAACAGUGACAACUGUAACAACAAUAGAAACAGUGACAACGGUGACAACAGUGACAACAAUGACAAUGGUGAAACAGUGA
This is a messenger RNA of Porites lobata, 4904 nucleotides long. The record is from the annotation of a GenBank genome assembly. NCBI's taxonomy places the organism in Eukaryota, Metazoa, Cnidaria, Anthozoa, Scleractinia, Poritidae.